Drosophila pseudoobscura is the source of this 2622-nucleotide messenger RNA. RefSeq names its product scaffold protein salvador (gene sav). NCBI's taxonomy places the organism in Eukaryota, Metazoa, Arthropoda, Insecta, Diptera, Drosophilidae. Gene Ontology annotation, molecular function: molecular adaptor activity; protein binding. Gene Ontology annotation, biological process: positive regulation of apoptotic process; negative regulation of cell population proliferation; hippo signaling. The record is from RefSeq and is a predicted model, not a curated record. Gene Ontology annotation, cellular component: cytosol. The transcript is spliced from 3 exons. The coding region runs from base 481 to 2250 and encodes 589 amino acids.
UAGAAUAAUUAUCCAUUAAUCGGAUAGAACUAUGUGUUUAGGGCUAAGGGUCCUAGCUAGCUGUAAAUAUUAAACCGAAUAUCAAAAUCUAGGCAUAUGGUUACCGAUCAUGGACAGAGAACGAUUAACCCAUUGUAGACCAGUGGGUAUUUAAAUACACUCCACGAAAAUUUGGAAUAGUGAAGAAUUUUAGCGGAGUUCAGGCGGCAGAUGUCGUGAGGGCUUUUGUAAGUAAAGAGAAAGGAAUGGAUGGAUCUAUACAAACAGUGCUAUUUUCCGCGAUUUAAGUCAAUUUGCUCAUCUCUUUAAAUAUAUGGGGGUUAAGUGGGUUAAAUUAGUUUUUUUAUCAGAACACAACAACCAAAAAUUGCUGUCUGCGUCGAUGCACAUGCACCAGCAGGCGCCGCCACAGCCAGAGGAGGAACAAAGGAAGGGACAAUAAUAGGCACAGGCACAACUCUCGCAGGAUCGCCGCGCUGCAUGAACUAUUUAACAAUUUUGCUGUGCAAUCGAAAACCGACGAUGCUCUCGCGCCGGAGCAAGGAGAAAUCCCAGGCACACAAAGAGGGCGUGGUGGGCAAGUAUGUGAAGAAGGACACGCCGCCGGUGAUACCGGUGAUCAAUGUGUGGACCAGCGAUCAGCGGUCUAAGAAGAAGACGCUCCAGCGCUGCGCCAGCACCUCGCCCAGCUGUGAGUUUAAGCCGCGCAGCUCCAGCACCAGCCGCAACACGUACUCCUGCAACGAUGCGCAGCCGGACUACUACCAUGCGCGGCGCGCCCAGAGCCAGCUGCCGCUCAAUCCGCACACGCACGCCAAUCAUCCGCCGCUGCCGCCACUCCAGUACCGGGCCAGCAGCAACCAGCUGCAGCUGAGCCAAGGCAACAGCAGCAACUACGUGAACAUCGAGCAGAUCGAGCGCAUGCGGCGCCAGCAGUCGUCGCCGUUGCUCCAGACCCCGACCAGCGGCUUCCAGCGCAGCUACUCCACCACCCCGAAGCACUCGCAUCCGCACAUGGCGGCCGCUAGCUUUGACGCCGAUCAGGGCCUUCUGAGUGCCUCCUAUGCCAACAUGUUACAGCUACCGCGCCGUCCCCACUCUCCUGCCCACUACGCCCUCCAGCAGCAGCAGCAGCAGCAGCAACAACAGCAGUCACAGCUACAGCUUCAUCAGCAACAUGCCUCAACGCCUUACGGAUCCACGCUUCGAUUUGAUCCUGCUGCCAUGUCCAUCAGGGAUCGCCAGCCCCGCUAUCAACCGACAAGAUCUCCACUGCAACAGCAGCAGCAGCUCCAGCAUCAGCAGCUGGCUGCACACUUGGCCGGGAGCUACUCGAGCGACUCGUAUCCGAUAUAUGAGAACCCGUACCGCGUAUCCUCAAUGCGUGUGACCCAGUCGCAGCGAUCGGAGUCCCCCAUCUACAGCAACACGACAGCUUCGUCGGCCACCCUGGCGGUGGUGCCACCACAUCACCAUCUGACCGUGCCCUCGAGCGGUGGAUCGCUAAGUGGCAGUGGUCGCGGCGGCAGCUCUGGCAGCAUUCGGGGAGCCUCUACCUCAGUGCAAUCUCUGUACGCCCCACCACCCACGCCGCCGGCAGCUGGUGUGACACCCACUGGGGGUGCUGCGGCGGGAAGUGUAAACGGAUCUUUGCAGAAGGUGCCGUCACAGCAGUCGCUGACAGAGCCCGAAGAGCUGCCCUUGCCGCCUGGCUGGGCCACGCAGUACACGCUGCACGGUCGAAAGUACUACAUCGAUCACAAUGCCCACACAACGCACUGGAAUCAUCCGCUGGAGCGCGAGGGUCUGCCCGUGGGUUGGCGUCGCGUGGUGUCCAAGCUGCAUGGCACAUAUUACGAGAACCAGUACACGGGCCAGUGCCAGCGGCAGCAUCCCUGCCUCACAUCCUACUACGUAUACACCACAUCGGCAGAGCCGCCCAAGGCGAUCAUGCCAGAGGCAUCGAUGUACGCACCACCUGCCCACACACACAACGCCCUGGUGCCGGCCAAUCCAUAUCUGCUCGAGGAGAUACCCAAGUGGCUGGCCGUCUACUCGGAGGCGGACUCCUCCAAAGACCAUCUGCUGCAGUUCAACAUGUUCAGCCUGCCCGAGCUGGAGGGCUUCGACAGCAUGCUGGUGCGCCUCUUCAAGCAAGAGCUGGGCACCAUUGUGGGCUACUAUGAGCGUUAUCGUCGCGCUUUAAUACUCGAGAAGAAUCGACGCGCCGGCCAGAACCAGAGCCAGUAGUGAGAGUCCCCCCAGCCCAAAGACAACUGACGCAACACACACACACACCGGAUACUCGCCACUCCGCUAGAGACCUAGUUAUCCUACACGAUCGACCCUAUUAACUUAUUUAAUCCCCCUUUAAAGCGACCUAUGAAAUCAGUGCCUUCAACAAGACUUUUACGAUGUGAAUCGGUGGAGAGAUAAAGAGAUCCAGCUCCAGAACCAGAUGCAGAUUCAGAUCCAGAGAACCUCUAGUUUUAACGUAGAAAUGUUUUACGUUCGAUUAUACCCAUUGUGUACUGUGAAUUGAGCUUUGCUUUGCUUUGUACUCGUACUCCGUGUACUGUACUGUAUAUUGUGCAAAUUAAACAAUAUUUUUGUAUGCUCAAA